This is a messenger RNA of Chlorella variabilis, 579 nucleotides long. RefSeq names its product expressed protein. The coding region runs from base 1 to 579 and encodes 192 amino acids. The transcript is spliced from 3 exons. The record is from RefSeq and is a predicted model, not a curated record. NCBI's taxonomy places the organism in Eukaryota, Viridiplantae, Chlorophyta, Trebouxiophyceae, Chlorellales, Chlorellaceae.
AUGCAGCUCGCCACUGCGCAGCGGCCGCUGCGCUGCGUGGCCUCUGGCGGCCUGCAUUCCAGAAAUCCAGGUGGCCAGCCCAAGCAGGCCCCCGUGUGGCUGCCCAAGUGCUCUGGGGACAAGCAGAAGCUGCUUCUACUUGGCCCGCUGUCGGGACUGGCCGCAUCUGCACAGUUUGGUCUGCUGCCGCGAGAGCAGCAGCCCGCGGCGGUGGCGGACCCAGAGGCGUGCCCCAAGAAGCUGGCGCAGCACACGUGGGACAUGCUUCUGGCGGGCCUGUCCAUCCUGCUCGUCCUCACCUGCUGCCCGCUGGGCCUGCUGUUUGCGGCGCUGCUGUCGCUGAGCAGCCUGCUGCUGGACGCGCUGUGCCAGGUGGUGGUGACCUGCCAGCUGGACCCGCUGUACACACUGUUUGGGCCCCUCACCUUUGGCGUCAUGCGCUGGGUGCGGUCGGGCGCGGUGCGGCACGCCGUGGGCAACGUGCACGGCACCGCCAAGCGCUUCCGCCGCCUCGCCCGCGCCGUCCUGCGCACCCUGCAACAGCGCGGCCUGCAGGGGCUGGCGCCCCGCCCUCAGUGA